Cynara cardunculus var. scolymus (artichoke) is the source of this 1833-nucleotide messenger RNA. Its product is annotated as NAC domain-containing protein 86-like. Gene Ontology annotation, molecular function: DNA binding. Gene Ontology annotation, biological process: regulation of DNA-templated transcription. Lineage: Eukaryota; Viridiplantae; Streptophyta; Magnoliopsida; Asterales; Asteraceae. The transcript has 6 exons. Bases 1 to 1833 code for a protein of 610 amino acids. The record is from RefSeq and is a predicted model, not a curated record.
AUGGCACCAGUAUCUUUGCCUCCCGGUUUCCGGUUUCAUCCCACCGAUGAAGAACUUGUUGCUUACUAUCUCAAACGGAAAAUUAACGGCCAUGAAAUCGAGCUCCAAGUUAUCCCUGAGGUUGAUCUCUACAAGUGCGAACCCUGGGAUUUACCAGGGAAAUCGUUGUUACCAAGCAAAGACUUAGAAUGGUAUUUCUUUAGUCCAAGAGAUCGUAAAUACCCAAAUGGAUCAAGGACAAAUCGUGCCACGAAAAGUGGGUACUGGAAGGCAACAGGGAAGGAUCGGAAAGUAAACUCACAAUCACGAGCCAUGGGGAUGAAGAAAACCCUAGUUUACUACCGAGGGAGAGCACCCCAUGGUUCUCGUACCGACUGGGUUAUGCAUGAAUAUCGUCUUGAUGAAAGAGAAUGUGAAACCGCAUCUGGCUUACAGUUGCAGGAUGCUUAUUCGCUUUGUCGAGUGUUCAAGAAGAGCUUGAACGCUCCAAAGGCGACCACCACGGGAGACCGUUAUGCAACCGCAGCUAGUGAUCAUUCGUCAUGUAUCGAUCUUUAUUCCGACGGAGGAAGAGGAGGUGAAGAUAUGGAGACUUGCAAUUAUCCAACACCACCAAUGGCUUCUACAAUCAUCCAUGGAUCAAAUGGUAUAAUUAGUGAUAGAAGUGAUGUCAAAUGGACUCAGUACUUAUCAGAAGAUGCAUUCACCUUCACAAAUCCAUCCUUUCCCAACUGUGGCAAUCUUCCUUAUCCACCAUCAAAGGUUGAUAUAACUUUGGAGUGUGCAAGGUUGCAGCAUAGGUUAUCGUUACCUCCAUUGCAGGUACAAGAUUUUCGACACCACGGCACGUCUAACUAUAUCGAGAACGUACCACAAUCAAGCAACGGACCAACGAUGGGUUCUCAGCAGGAUCUGUUGCACGAAAUCCUUUCGGUGGCUCAAGUUUCUAUCAAUCAGGAUGAAUGGGUUGGAAGUUUUGCAGCUGGAAAUGAUAACGAUUUUUCGUUUCUGGCUAACAAUAGCAAUCAAAUGCAAGAUGUGGGCUCGUUUAGGUUCAUGGGAGACGAUCAAAAUGCAAGGUCGAUCGAGAUUGGUGGUCUCGAUGAACAAAUGGAACCCGACCGGAUGGUGGAGAAUUUGAGAUGGGUCGGGAUGUCGACCAAGGAUCUUGAAAUGGCCUUCUUGGAUGAUUACAAGAGUGUUACAGUGGAAAAUACAUCAAGUUUUCAGAGGGAGGAACAAGAGGUUCAAGUUGCAGAAGAAAACCUUCAUAACAACAACUUCACCAACAACACAGACGACCAUUUCUCACUCGAACUCCUUAACCAAAAUCAGAACGAUCUUCACGACAACUUCUUAGACGACUGUGAUUUCUCGACCAAUAAUCCAACCUUGGAAACUUACGAGAAAACCGAAAUCAGUCAUGGUCUACUGGUCUCAACACGACAGGUUUCGGACACAUACUUUCACAGGAUGGUGCCAUCACAAACAGUGAAGAUCCAAGUGAACCCAGGAACAUUGGCAACACAUGAAACAAAGCAAUACAAAAAUUCGUUCGAAACUGUUGCAGGUUCUUCAAAGGUGAUCAAUAAGAGCAACAGCAAGGAGACAACGACGAACCCACUCACGAACCUGGUUUCUUUGCUCUUAAUAUGUUGCAUAUAUCCAUCAAUGGCAGAUAAUUAUGAAGAAGAUGAUGCAAUAAAGAUGAAAAAGGAACAAGGAUCAUGGAGAAUGUUGAAGAAUGUGGUGAUAUGGCCUGCAUGUGUGACUUUGGCUUUAGCAGUUUCUACUAUUUGGAUGCAUCAUAAUUACUUGCCUAAUUUUUCUUGA